Messenger RNA from Lathyrus sativus (Indian pea), 1095 nucleotides. NCBI's taxonomy places the organism in Eukaryota, Viridiplantae, Streptophyta, Magnoliopsida, Fabales, Fabaceae. The record is from the annotation of a GenBank genome assembly.
AUGAGUAAAAGACCACCACCUGAUCCUGUGGCAGUUCUUCGAGGCCACCGCGCUUCAGUCACCGACAUUUCCUUUCAUCCCUACCAGCCUAUAUUAUUCUCCGGUUCUGCUGACGGCGAACUCCGAAUUUGGGAUACAUUUCGACGCCAAACAGUUUCAUCAGCAUGGUUACACAGUGCCGCGCAUGGGAUUGUUGCUGUUGCCAGUAGUUCUUCACUCGGAACCAAUAAAUUUGUGAGCCAGGGUAGGGAUGGAACUGUGAAAGUUUGGGAUUUUGACGAUGCUGGUUUGUCUAGGAUUCCAUCCGUUACAAUCAAGACAAACAGUUACCACUUUUGUAAGUUUUCCCUGGUUAAGAAUCAUUCUACUUGGUUAAAAGAAGGGGAGGCAUCAAAAGAUUGCCUUGAAACAGAAGAGGCUCAUACUAAUCAAAGUUCUUCUGAAAGCUCUGAAGGGCUACCGUAUGUGGCUUUGUCAGGGGAGAACUCUUCUGAGGUUGAAAUUUGGGAUCUUAAGUCAGCUGAGAGAUUUGCACGAAUCCCUUCAAAUAUUGGUAGUAACUCUUCAAGUGUUAGCAGUAAAGGGAUGUGCAUGGCACUUCAAUUGUUUGUACCAUCUGAAUCACAAGGAUUUUUAAAUGUCAUAGCUGGAUAUGAAGAUGGUUCAAUGCUUUGGUGGGAUGUACGGAAUCCUGGAUCUCCAAUAAGUUCUGUGAAAUUCCAUUCUGAGCCAGUUCUGAGCAUCUGUAUUGACGGGUCUUGCAAAGGCGGUAUCUCGGGAGCUGCAGAUGAGAGGAUUGUGAUGUAUAGCCUGGAUCAUUCUUCGGGUACAUGUGUGGUCAAUAAAGAAAUCAAAUUGGAGCGGCCUGGCAUCUCAAGCACCUCAAUUCGGCCUGAUGGCAAAAUUGCUGCAACAGCUGGCUGGGACCACAGAGUAAGGAUAUAUAAUUACCGUAAAGGAAAUGCUUUAGCUGUACUCAAGUAUCAUCAUGCCACGUGCAAUGCUGUAACUUUUUCGUUUGAUUCUAAGCUUAUGGCCUCUGCAUCGGCCGACACAACGGUGGCGCUAUGGGAAUUGUAUCCUCCUCGAACAUAA